AGCUCCCGGAGCCGCACAGCCCCGCGCCCGCGCCAGCGCCAGCGCCCGCAGCCCAGCUCGCGGUCCACACGUCGCGAUUCGGGCUCGGAGCUCCGGACUCCAAGUUCGCCGCCUCCCGGGCCGGCUCCGCGCCGCGCACUCUCCGCGCCCCGCGCCCGGCGCCCGGGCGGGCGGAGCGCAGCAUGCCGCAGCUGGACUCGGGCGGGGGCAGCGCGGGCGGCGGCGACGACCUCGGCGCGCCGGACGAGCUGCUGGCCUUCCAAGACGAGGGCGAGGAACAGGACAAGAGCCGCGACAGCGCCGCGGGCCCCGAGCGCGACCUGGCCGAACUCAAGUCGUCGCUCGUUAAUGAAUCCGAGGGUGCGGCUGGCGGCGCGGUGGUCGCGGGGGCCGAGGCCGAGGUCCGGGCGGAGGCGCUUGGGCGGGAACACACUUCGCAGAGACUUUUCUCGGACAAACUUCCAGAGUCCCUGGAAGAUGGCCUGAAGGCCCCUGAGUGCGCUAGCGGCAUGUACAAAGAGACAGUCUACUCAGCCUUCAAUCUGCUUAUGCACUACCCACCCCCCUCCGGAGCAGGACAGCACCCCCAGCAGCAGCCCCCGCUGCAUAACAAGGCCAAUCAGUCCCCUCACGGCGUCCCCCAGCUUUCUCCUCUCUAUGAACAUUUCAGCAGUCCACAUCCCACACCUGCACCUGCAGACAUCAGCCAGAAGCAAGUUCACAGACCCCUGCAGACUCCUGAUCUCUCUGGUUUCUACUCGCUAACCUCAGGCAGCAUGGGACAGCUUCCCCACACUGUGAGCUGGUUCACCCAUCCAUCCCUGAUGCUAGGCUCCGGAGUACCUGGCCACCCAGCCGCCAUCCCCCACCCAGCCAUUGUGCCCCCCUCAGGGAAGCAGGAGCUGCAGCCCUAUGACCGCAGUUUGAAGACCCAGGCAGAGACCAAGGUCGAGAAGGAGACCAAGAAGCCCACAAUCAAGAAGCCUCUAAAUGCCUUCAUGCUGUACAUGAAGGAGAUGAGAGCCAAAGUCAUUGCAGAGUGCACGCUCAAGGAAAGCGCCGCCAUUAACCAGAUCCUAGGACGAAGGUGGCACGCACUGUCUCGGGAAGAGCAAGCCAAGUAUUACGAAUUGGCCCGAAAAGAGAGGCAGCUGCACAUGCAGCUCUACCCAGGCUGGUCAGCGCGGGACAAUUAUGGAAAGAAAAAGAGGCGUUCAAGGGAAAAGCACCAAGAGUCUAACACAGGAGGAAAAAGAAAUGCAUUCGGUACUUACCCGGAGAAGGCCGCUGCCCCAGCCCAGUUCCUUCCGAUGACAGUGCUCUAG
Molecule: messenger RNA, 1325 nt
Organism: Elephantulus edwardii (Cape elephant shrew)
Lineage: Eukaryota; Metazoa; Chordata; Mammalia; Macroscelidea; Macroscelididae
Gene: TCF7
Product: transcription factor 7 (T-cell specific, HMG-box)
Exons: 10
Coding region: 183-1325 (380 amino acids)
Biological process (GO): regulation of transcription by RNA polymerase II; canonical Wnt signaling pathway
Cellular component (GO): beta-catenin-TCF complex
Molecular function (GO): RNA polymerase II cis-regulatory region sequence-specific DNA binding; DNA-binding transcription factor activity, RNA polymerase II-specific
Source: RefSeq, a predicted model, not a curated record